AAAUUCUCUCUCUUUGUCUCUCUCUGUGUCACAAACGCAUACACACAGAGGUGAGAGACACAAUUUUAAGAUUGUUGAAAGAGAGAGAAAGAAAGAAAUAGAAAAAUAAAUGGUUGUGAAAUGUUUAAGUGGAUAGAAGAUAGUAUAGAGAAGAAGAGAGGAUGAAUUUGUCAUGCAGUCCAUGGCUACUCGCUUUACUUCUUCUUUUUACAUUCAUAAUUGUCAAGUUAAGCAUUCAACAACACCUUCUGUUCUCCUUUCUUCUUUUAGUGCCAGAAAACCCCCUUACAACACACUUGUCUUCCAGGCUGUCAGGCUCUUGGGUCCUCCAGCAAGAUUUGAAGCUUCAAAGCUGGAAGUCUUGUUAAAAGGAGAAGAAGUUGAUACAUACUCUAGUAUCGUGCCAAGGACGUAUACAUUAUCCCAUUGUGAUUUAACUGCUAAUCUGACAUUGACCAUUUCAAAUAAUAUCCAAUACGAUCAGUUAAAGGGGUGGUAUAAUAAGGAUGAUGUGGUUGCUGAAUGGACAGAAGUGAAAGGCAAUUUGUUUCUUGAUGUCCACUGUUAUGUGAGCGGACCGAAUCCCCUACAAGAGCUGGCUGCCGAGUUCAGAUACCAUAUAUUCUCCAAGGAAUUGCCAUUGGUACUUGAGGCUGUGCUCUAUGGGGAUUCAGAUUUCUUCAAGGAGCAUGAAGAACUAAUGAAUGCUAUUGUUAGAGUCUAUUUCCAUUCAAGCUCAAAGAAGUACAAUCGUGUAGAAUGCUGGGGUCCUCUAAAAGAUGCUGCUAAGGGAAGACAAGGGGAUUAUAUCAAUGGUUUGUUAUCGUCAAGCAAGGAAGAUUUUCACCCUCCAAAAAUCCAGGGAAGUGCAAAAUCAAUCUUCCAAGCUCUUUUCACCUUCCUUCUCUAAGCUAAUAUAAUAAGGUGAAAGACUGCAAAGAGUUCAUGGUUUUAGGACGUUUCGACUUGAGCUGCCUAAUAAUUCGACUUUUUGCACUUGGAAGGAUCUCUCUUGAAACACAUUUUAGAGUCAUGGGGUCCUGCAUUUUGAUGACUUAUAAAGACGAGAAUUGUUUGCAAGGUCAUUAGAUUCUUUUAUAUGUAUGUAUUGCAUUCUUUCGAAUGAGCUCUUGACUGACAAUUCUUGUAAAAACCAAAGACUAUUUUCCAUUUCACAUAUCAAUCAGCAAUUGUUCCAUA
Molecule: messenger RNA, 1200 nt
Organism: Solanum dulcamara
Lineage: Eukaryota; Viridiplantae; Streptophyta; Magnoliopsida; Solanales; Solanaceae
Product: magnesium dechelatase SGRL, chloroplastic
Exons: 5
Coding region: 173-910 (245 amino acids)
Source: RefSeq, a predicted model, not a curated record